CGAGAAAUUCCAGGCGCAGAGCUCGGGCGUCAUCCAACUUUGAAGUCACUGGGCGGCCAAGCGCUCGAGCGUCACGAUGGCCAAAGCGAGGACGAAGCCCAUCUUUGAGUCUGCCCGAGGUCGCCCAAUACUACAAGAUGUGGCACAGCUCAUCCAGUCCGGGAAAGUGAAGCGAGUCUGUACCCUCACAGGAGCUGGCAUCUCCACCAGCGCUGGCAUUCCAGACUUUCGUUCCCCCAAGACUGGACUCUAUGCAAACCUUGAAAAGUACAAGCUGCCGUAUGCCGAGGCGGUGUUCGACAUUGAGUACUUUGUCGACAAGCCGGAGCCUUUCUUUGCGCUCGCAAAGGAACUCUGGCCUGCCAAUUAUGAGCCAACACCGAGUCACUACUUCUUCAAGCUGCUCGAGGAUCGCAAGCUCCUGCUGCGUGCUUUCACGCAAAACAUCGACACGCUCGAACGGAGAGCGGGUGUGUCGGACGACAAGAUUGUGGAAGCACAUGGCAGCUUUGCCACCGCAACCUGCCUAAAGUGCCGCAAGAAGCAUACUGCCGAGCAGAUCAAGGAUAGGAUCAUGCAAGGCCAGGUGCUGCGCUGUACAGAGACCUCUUGCAAAGGCAAGAAGCGCGCACUCAUAAAGAGCGACAUUGUUUUCUUCGGCGAGGCACUGCCCAGCCGGUUCCAUCAGCGCAUCAGCGAUCUAGAGGACUGUGAUCUCCUCAUCGUCAUGGGCACUUCCCUGACGGUACAUCCCUUCGCAAGCCUCGUCAAUGCUGUACCAGACGAAUGUCCACGUGUCUUGAUCAAUCUCGAGGCCGUCGGCGAGAUGGGGGAUUUCAGUAUGGGCACUAUGGGCAUGCAAUAUAGCGAUGGCUUCGACUUUGACGGCCGCGCGCGAGGAGGGCCCGAGAAGGCGAGAGACGUGCUCUAUCUUGGCAAAUGCGAUGAUGGCGUCCGGGAGCUUGUCGAAGCACUCGGCUGGACUGACGAUUUUGAAAAAUUGUGUGAUGCGAACAAACGCAGUAGAGCGCAAGGAAGCCUCACGUCGGCAGAGGGCAAAGCAGACGAGGUCUCAAAGGAAGUGGCAGACCUGACGGGCGCGCUGGACGCGACCAAGUUGGACGAGCCAGACGCAGCACCGAAAGCGCAUCAUUGA
Messenger RNA from Mixia osmundae IAM 14324, 1156 nucleotides. RefSeq lists its product as uncharacterized. Lineage: Eukaryota; Fungi; Basidiomycota; Mixiomycetes; Mixiales; Mixiaceae. Bases 77 to 1156 code for a protein of 359 amino acids. The transcript has 2 exons. Gene Ontology annotation, molecular function: NAD+ binding; histone deacetylase activity, NAD-dependent. The record is from RefSeq and is a predicted model, not a curated record.